Molecule: messenger RNA, 3478 nt
Organism: Taeniopygia guttata (zebra finch)
Lineage: Eukaryota; Metazoa; Chordata; Aves; Passeriformes; Estrildidae
Gene: TMEM37
Product: transmembrane protein 37
Cellular component (GO): membrane
Molecular function (GO): voltage-gated monoatomic ion channel activity; calcium channel activity
Source: RefSeq, a predicted model, not a curated record
UGGCGGGCGGGGGGGCUGCCCUCCGCCCUCCCCGGAGAUAAAGAGCGGCGGCCGCAGCCCGCCCGCGGCUCUCGGCGCCGCCGGCAGCAUGACGGCCAUCGGGGCGCAGGUGCAGCAGCUGCUGGCACACCGUAGACCACAGAAAUCCUUCUUUGAGACGCUCAUCAGGAGCCUGAUCAUCCUGUGCGUGGCGAUAGCCGUGGUCUUGUCGUCCAUCUCCAUCUGCGAUGGCCGCUGGCUCUUUGCGAGGGGACAGCUCUUUGGACUGUGGCACUUCUGCACCGUGAGCAACGACAGCGUCCUGAAGUGUGGCACAGACCUCAGCCUGGCCCAGGUGGAGGGGCUGAGCGUGGGGGUGAUUCCCAUCAGGAGCAUGGUGUCCUUUGCUGUUGUGGUUGCCAUAUUUGGGUUGGAGCUGCUGAUGGUGUCCCAAGUCUGCGAUGAUGCCCAUGCGAGGCGGAAAUGGGCAAUGGGUUCUGUUCUCAUCCUCGUCUCUUUUUUGCUGUCAGCCACUGGUGUUCUGAGCUUCUCCAUCCUGGUGAAGGAUCACCUCACCUUCACAGGCUUCACGCUGACAUACUGGUGCGAGUUCAUUGCUGCCUUUCUCUUCUUCCUUAACGGAAUCAGUGGACUUCACAUCAACAGCCUCACACACCUCAGAAAUGGGGUAGGCAAAAUCUAGGCACAAAGGAUGUACCUCUGCCUUUGUGUAAUCAGCUUUGCCAAUUAGACUGGAAGAAGGAGAGUCUAAUGAAGUUUGAAAAGGCUGCCCUGUCUUAGUUUGUGUGCAAGGAAGCAUGAGUCAGUCUUGAUGCCUGUAGAAGAUGUACCCACCCACUGAUCGGCACGGAGAGCUGAGCAACACCAGCCAAGCAGAGACUGGGACUGGCUGCUACUGCAAUAUGGUUUUCUGGAGGAGUGGAUUAAAGCAGAAGGUGUCCUGAUAAAUGUGCAGAGAUUUGGAAGACUGCAAUCUAUCCCACAUGUUGACCUGAGGCUUGCACAACAUUGGUAUUGCUGUGGAUUUGGUGUUGCUGUGCUUUUCCCCAUUUUCUGGAGCCUGUGGAGAGUGUGGUACAACUUCGGUGUGUCUCAUGGGUUUGUUCUGGCUCAGGAACAGAUGAUUUCUGCCUGGCCAUGUUCACUGGUGUGGAGUAUUGAAGCUCUUCACUGGAUCUUACUCCUUCAUUUUUCUUUCAAAAGAGAAGGCACACAGAACUUGAUCUGGUCACAGGUUUUGUUCCCUUCGGGCAUGUUCCUUUAUCUGUUCUUUUCUUAGUUUUUUGGAAACACUUCAGACAGAGGUGCUGACCUGGGGCCAGGGUAGGUGUUGGGUGAUGUAGCUGUAGAGGGAAGGGAUGUGAUGCUUUCCUCAGGCAGCAGUGCAUGUGGUUUGUGGUAUGCAGGUGUUUGUGGCCUCUCCCCAGUGUCACCACUCUCCUGCCAGCCCUGAAGGAUAUGUGCCAACUGGUCAACCAAACUGACUCUCUCACAACCCUUGCACAGUUUAUGGUAAUAGGGCAUUGCUCUUGUUUUUGGUGGUUUUUUUUGGUUGGUUGGGUUUUUUUGUUUUCUUUUUUUCUUUGGGGGCAAGAGGGACAAGUUCUGCAGGGGCUUCAUGGGCUGUUGUGGCUGAGCAGACCAUGCAGAGACCACCACAGCUUCUGGGCUGUGUUUUGGUUUCCACUGGGACAGUGCUUAUCCUGUAGCUGAAUCUCCUGUAACAUUUCUUAAGGGAGGAGAAAGUCCUAGAUCCUCCUGUCCUGAUCAGGUCCUUUUCUUCCUCUGACUAACAGUGAACCUGGGAGAAGUAGCCCAUGAUUGCCUAAGGAGGGGCUGAUGGGUGCAGCUCUAAUCUGUCACCACUUGUAGAAAUGUUGGGAGACCUGAGAGGCCAAAAUUAUUAUACUAAGGCUGGCCUUCCUCCUGCCAAUGUUUGAGUCAAAAUCUCUAACAUUAGUACAGCUUUGAAGUUCUCCAUGGUGUCUUAUGUAAAAGGAGAGAAGACUUCAUUUGUAGAGUAGAUUGCUCUACAUGUGUUCUCCCUGUCCAACACACAACACUAAGUUGCUCACAGUUAAAAAUGUCUUCAGAGUAUUUCAGGGUUUCUGGUUUACUGUUUGCUUUGUAUCCACUGGUAAAGCUGCUUAUAUCCUUGUUUUACAAUGAAUGUUUCUACACGUUUCAUCCCUUGUUAUGUACCUUGUCUGUUGAGCAAGGUUUUAGUUUCCUGUGCAACAAGUUUGACACAGUUUUUCACCUGAAACAAAUGCAUCAUAGCACAGAGGUCACAAACCUGUGUAUGUGAGCCAUGAGUAAACAACUUUGUCUUUGAAAGCUAAGAAUCUUAAGCUGUGCCUGAGCUGGAAUGUACCACACUUUGAUAAAUGUUCUCCUGUGGACUCACUUGCUUUCAGGACAGUCUCUGUUCCUUCUUUGACUUCUGUAACUCCUUAAGACAGCACUCCUAAGCCUGUUUUGCAAUGCAGGUUCAGACUUGGCUUGCUCUGGACAGUGCCAGUUGUACUUUUGCACAUGAAUCUGCUCAUCUUUCUGUCAACAUGGUGCAGAGCUGUGCUACCCAGACAGCUCCUGAAGCUCUUGUGAUGUUUGGAGCUUUGAUAGAGUUUCUUAGCCCAUUCUCAAGGACAAGGACUUGUGCCUGUGUCUCUGGAAAACUGCACUGUGUCUGUUCAUGAAGGUGCCUUUGAUUUGCUGGAUGGCACUGUUGAAGACAUGCUGCUGGGCUGAACUUGGAGAUGCUCUGUGAGCUGUUGCUGUUGGCUUUUGCAGAGCCAUUUAGGCCAAAUAGACCCUGCAAGUUCUAGUCCCCAGCUGUUGCACUUUGGUGUUACCAGGAGUACCUUAACUAACCAGUGAUCCAGCUGUGGUGCCUGGGGGUGCCCAUGUCAGGCAGGACAGCUCCUCUGCAUGUAAGGGUGUCUGUGGCUUGUCUAGAAACGUGAAUGUAGCUUCAGAGUGACACUCUGGUGACAUCCAGACUUGGAAAUGACUUCUGUGUGCUCACUCCCUCAUGCUAGCGGGAGGCUGUGCCUCCAUCCCUUUCCUUGGAAGGCAGCCAUAGCCAGACUGGGCUCCAGGCUGGUGCCUCCUGCUCGGGUUAGAGGGACACCGGACAAUUGGCCAUUGAGUUCACCCUAGACAUGGUGUGCAAUUUGGAAUGAUUUUUAGGAUACCCUCUGCCAGCUAAAGAAGAGGCCUUUUGUUGGGGGUAAAGAAUCCUCUGGGGAAAAUUGAGUAACUUUUUUUUCCAACUGUUUUUUUGUAUAGUACUACUCAAUUAUGCUGGGAAAAGAUGCAUUUUGACAGCUAAAUAUUACAAAACAAGAGUUGAUUGUUUUGGAGACAUCCUUAUAUAGAGCAACCUGUGCAGCAGUGGUCACUGUUCAUUUUCUGAAGCGUUUGGAAGUGUCAAGUAAUGUUCCUGAAGUUUGUUAAAUAAAGUGAUUUGAAAUAA